Archocentrus centrarchus (flier cichlid) is the source of this 4305-nucleotide messenger RNA. RefSeq names its product 6-phosphofructo-2-kinase/fructose-2,6-bisphosphatase 2-like. Gene Ontology annotation, biological process: fructose 2,6-bisphosphate metabolic process; fructose metabolic process. Gene Ontology annotation, molecular function: 6-phosphofructo-2-kinase activity; ATP binding; fructose-2,6-bisphosphate 2-phosphatase activity. Gene Ontology annotation, cellular component: cytosol. Bases 201 to 1589 code for a protein of 462 amino acids. The record is from RefSeq and is a predicted model, not a curated record. NCBI's taxonomy places the organism in Eukaryota, Metazoa, Chordata, Actinopteri, Cichliformes, Cichlidae. The transcript is spliced from 15 exons.
CCGGUAUCAGGAAAUGAGGAGGAGGAGCUAAAAACGUCCGAGAAGAAAAGGAACCGUCUCCAGUGUCGUAGUACGUCAACUGAUGACACCACUGUGAAAAAGGAAACAAAACGAAACAAAUCUCUGUGUUUUUUUCGUGACCAGAGCUCCCUGACCGAGACCAUUCGUGACAGGACAGCAGGGCACACUUCAGACACAUCAUGGCUGCCAGGCAGCAGAGACCUGUGGCUGCUUCAGACAGCUUAGCGAGGGCCAAUGAGAAGAAGUGCUCUUGGGCUUCCUACAUGACCAAUUCUCCAACUGUGAUAGUGAUGAUUGGGUUGCCCGCUAGGGGGAAAACCUACAUGUCCAAGAAGCUCACACGUUACCUCAACUGGAUUGGAGUGCCAACAAAGGUUUUUAACCUUGGAGUUUACAGGAGAACUGCAGUAAAGUCAUACAAGUCCUAUGACUUCUUCAGACAUGACAAUAAAGAAGCAAUGGAAAUUAGAAAGCAGUGUGCCAUAGUGGCACUCCAAGAUGUAAAGACCUAUCUGAAUGAGGAGGGAGGACAGAUUGCUGUUUUUGAUGCCACCAACACCACCAGAGAGAGGAGGGACCUCAUCCUUAAUUUUGCAAAAGAUAAUGCAUAUAAGGUGUUUUUUGUUGAAUCAAUAUGUGAUGAUCCAGAUGUCAUUGCUGAAAACAUUAUGGAAGUGAAGGUGUCCAGCCCAGAUUAUCCUGAGAGGGACAGAGAAAGCAUCAUGGAGGAUUUCCUAAAGAGAAUUGAAUGUUAUAAAGUGACCUACCAACCUUUAGAUCCAGACGAACAUGACAAGAGCCUGUCCUUCAUCCAGGUCAUGAAUGUUGGCCGUCGUUUCUUAGUCAACAGGGUGCAGGAUUACAUCCAAAGCAAGAUAGUCUACUACCUCAUGAACAUCCACAUCCACUCCCACUCCAUCUACCUCUGUCGACAUGGAGAGAGCCAUCACAAUAUAGAAGGACGCAUAGGGGGCGACUCUGAACUGUCAGAGAGAGGAAAAGAGUUUGCAGCAGCACUGAAGGGAUUUGUGGAAGAACAUAAAUUGUUGGACCUGAAAGUUUGGACCAGCCAGCUAAGACGGACCAUUCAGACAGCAGAGGAGCUGGGUGUUCCCUAUGAGCAGUGGAAGAUCCUCAAUGAAAUAGAUGCUGGAGUGUGUGAAGAGAUGACCUAUAAGAUGAUUGAGGAAAAAUACCCAGAGGAGUAUGCUAUGAGAGACCGGGACAAGUAUCAUUACCGCUACCCUGGAGGAGAGUCCUACCAAGACCUGGUUCAGCGACUGGAGCCAGUGAUCAUGGAGCUGGAGCGACAGGGUAACGUGCUGGUCAUCUGUCAUCAAGCUGUGAUGCGCUGCUUGCUCGCCUAUUUCCUGGACAAAGGCGCAGAUGACCUACCCUACUUGAAGUGCCCCCUACACACUGUCCUAAAACUCACCCCUGUGGCUUAUGGUUGUAAAGUAGACAUGUUUGACCUGAAGGUGGAGGCUGUCAACACUCACAGGGACAGACCAUUAGACUCUCUGAAUGGUUUCACUGCUGCAGACACAGACGACUGUGUUCGGAGUUAAAAAUAAAGACAGAAAAAAGAAGCUCAUAAAGAGGUAUUCAUAAUGCUCAUCUUAUCUAUCACACUGAACAUCUAUAUUCUGUGUACUUUACUGUAUUAUACACUCACCGGUCACUUCAUUAGUUACACCUUGCUAGUGGCAGGUUGGAUUGCCUUCAGAAUGGCCUUGAUUCAUAGAUUCAACAAGGUGCUGGAAACAUUCCUCAGAGAUUUUGGUCCAUGUUGACAUGACAGCAUCAAACAUGUUUCUGCAGAUUUGUCAGCUGCACAUCCAUGAUGCAAAUCUCAUAUUCUGCCAUCCUAAAGGUGCUUUUUUUAUUGUAUUGGUGACUGGAGGCCAUUUGAGUACAGUGACCUCAUGGUCAUGUUCUAGAAACCAGUUUGAGAUUAUCUGAGCUUUGAGACAUGGUGCACUAUCCUGCUGGAAGCAAGAUGGGUACACUGUGGUCAUAAAGGGAUGCACAUGGUCAGCAACAAUACUCAGGGAGGCUGUGGCAUUUUAUUAAAGGUCAGUUGUUACUAAGUGUUCCAAGAACAAUAUCCCCGCACACCAUUACAACAACACCACCGGCCUGAAGUAUUGAUUCAUGCUUUCACGUUGUUUCUGCAAACUGUGACCCUAACCAUCCAAAUGUCUCAGCAAAAAUCAACACUCAUCAAAAAAGCAACAUAUUUCCAGUCUUCUGUUUUCCAAUUUUGGUGACCCUGAGCAAGUAAGUAAUUCCAUUUUGUUUAUAUACCAUAUUAAAACCAAUGUGCUUUAUAGUAAAUAAAUAAAUAAUAAGGGUUCCUAAAAAUUCAGGUUACAGACAUUCACACUAUUUACAUAAAAUAACACAACAACAGUACCAACACUGGAGCAAUGUGAUCUCUCUUUUUUUGUCCUGGACAGUAGUAAUCUGGCUGCAGCAUUUUGGACUAAUUGUAGAUGAGCAGGAGAUGACUGACUAACCCCGGUAUACAGUGCAUUCUAGUUGUCCAGUCUAGAUGUAACAAAAGCAUGCAUAACCCUUUCCAGACUGUAGACUGAAGAAACCACUCUUGGCCACAGCGUGAUUGUUUGUCCAAUUUCAAAUUUGUCAACGAUCAUCUCAAAAUUUUUAACCUAUGUUUUAAUAAAGGCAAUUAAAGAGCCAAGAUUAUCUUUCAACCUUUCAGUUAAUGGUAAAAAACUGUGGGAAAGCAAAUUUUAUUUUAAUCCAAAAAGCACUUUUUUGAGUUACACAUCAACAAGACAUUUUCACCUAGUGAGCUGGAUACACUGGAUAUUUCCUCUUUUUUGGACUAUUAUCUGUAAACUCUAGAGAUGGUUUUGUGUGGGAAAAAUCCCAGUAGAUCAGCAUUUUCUGAAAUACUCAGUCCAGCCUGUGUGUCACCAGCAACCAUGUCACGUUCAAGGCCACUUAAAUCAUCUUUCUUCUUUAUAAAGCUGACUGAUUCUGAUGCUCGGGUUGAACUUCAGCAGGUCAUCUUGACCAUGCCUGCAUGCCUAAAUGCAUGGAGUUGCUGUCAUGUGAUUGAUUGAUAUUUGCAUCAACAAGCAGUUGCCCAGGUAUACCUAACAAUGUGACCAGUGAGUGUACUGUACUACUGUCUCAUUGCUUAAAUUUGCUGUUUUUCUCAGGCUUUGCUCCACAAGUCCAGGUCUGAGGACCAGCAGAAAGAAACCUAAAAAGCUUCAGCCAUUAUGUUUUUAAGCUUGAAUUUAAAGUACUGUGUCUGUAUAACCCUCUGCUCUGUCAUUCUAAGUCUUUGGUUGUAGAUUGUGCAUGUCUGUGCAUAAAUGAACAUAUUGCCUUUUGUGAUCCAUUCAGAUAUACAAAUCAAAGACAUGUCACAGAGAUACUCUGAAAUCCAUCCAUUAGUUGCUACCAUGUAACCAUAUAAUGUAAAUUACAGUCAUUCUGUGCUGUAUUAGUUGUUGAAUGUGCUGACUGAAAUGUAUACCUCAAAAAGAUCCAUUUUCUUCAAAUUUAGUGUAAGUGAGUGUCUUUCUUGAAGGAAGCCAUGUACAGCCUAAUUUUAUGCUUAGAUUGUUUCACUUUUUAUUUAAAGGUCCCCUAGUGAUGUGCGUUCUCCCUCUGACAACAUGUAGUUAUACAUUUAUUUUGAGGUGCAAUUUAAGCAUACGGAAUUGCAAUUUCGUUUUCAGAGGGCAGACGCAAGCUGUAAAAAGUAAUGACGUGUUUUGUCUAGCCCUAUAAAAACAAAAGCAGGAGCUACUGUGUGUUGACUUUAAUCUAUGGCAGUUAUUUCAUCCUCUCUCUUAAGAUGCCUACUUUUUUUUGUAUUUAUGUUCUUCCAUGUUCUUUGAUGUACAGUCAUGUCACUGUGAUCAUGUAAAGCUGCUCAUAUUUGAACUGCAUAAAAAUUGAUGCAGUUUUUUAAAAAAAACCCCAAAGAGCUCACUUUUACAGCCGUAUUUAAUGUUCUGUUGGUUUGUAAUGAUUUAGUUUUUGUCAAAAGGAAAGCCAAAUCAGAGACACUGUAGUGAUACCUUUAGAGUAUCCUUUAACCAAUCGGCAUAAAUCACUCAUUUGGAAAAGUGCCUUUAUUUAAAGGAAUAUAGGCUGUGACACGGGAAUUCAAAUAUAUGAUAUGCAAGAUUGUUUCCUUGAAUUGAAAGAAACUGAAUUGACAACACAUUUGGAUGUCUUUAAAAUGAGCUUUAAUGUAACUGCACACACAUUUCACCAAAUAAAGCUAACUUUACACUG